Kwoniella shivajii is the source of this 1098-nucleotide messenger RNA. RefSeq lists its product as uncharacterized. The transcript is spliced from 10 exons. Gene Ontology annotation, biological process: phosphatidylserine catabolic process; monoacylglycerol catabolic process. Lineage: Eukaryota; Fungi; Basidiomycota; Tremellomycetes; Tremellales; Cryptococcaceae. Gene Ontology annotation, cellular component: endoplasmic reticulum membrane. The record is from RefSeq and is a predicted model, not a curated record. Gene Ontology annotation, molecular function: phosphatidylcholine lysophospholipase A1 activity; monoacylglycerol lipase activity. Bases 1 to 1098 code for a protein of 365 amino acids.
AUGAACAAGCUGCUCACAAGAGCGCAUUAUGUUCCUAUUCUGGUACUGUUGGUCUACUGCGGCAUCUUGGCGCUGUUGACGAUACCUGUUGUCCAGCGAGAAUUGCUGUUUCUCCAUCAUGUAACCAUGCCACUGUUCCCAGAUUAUCGGAAUCCACAGAAGUAUGGCCUUGGUCCUUUCAAAACUCGUAACCUUAGGCUGAGUACGGCAGAUGGUGAAGAGAUAGGUGCUUGGCAUAUCCUACCUAGAUCAAGCUAUAAAUCUCUUGUACCGUUCCCUCCUCAAAGGCCUUUGAGUGGAGACGUUUUUGACAAAGCAUUAGGGGAACGUCCGACAGUCUUGUAUUUCCAUGGCAACGCAGGUACAAGGGCGGUGACUCAUCGAGUUCGAAGUUACUCUGCUUUUUCAAACUCACUUGAUUGUAAUGUUGUCGCGAUAGAUUAUAGAGGUUUCGGCGAUUCCACAGGUACACCGUCUGAGCAAGGUCUGUUGAGAGACGCCAGAACAGCGUAUGAUUUCCUUGAACAUACCAUGAGAAGGACAGGUUUUACGAAGGAAGAAACGGCGAAGAAUGUAAUAUUAGCUGGACAGAGUCUAGGUACUGGGGUAGUGUCUGGUUUGGCCGGUCAACUGGAAAAUGAAGGCAUACGUCCUAGAGCUUUGGUACUCAUUGCUCCUUUCACCUCAAUUACAGAGCUGUUAACGAGCUACCGUAUACUGCAUGCCAUACCUAUUCUAAAACCUCUGAACGCAAUCCCCCCAAUUCAGAGAUACUUUCAAUCUUUCUUAGCUCAUCCAUUUGAUUCAAUCACAGCGCUGAAGAACACCUCUUCACCUACACUCAUCCUUCAUUCCAUCGACGACGACAUCAUUCCAUAUUCCCAGUCUGCACGAGUGUUUUUGUCGAUCUUAGCAUCUGCUUCACUCAAGUCGGAGUCAAUAGAGGAAACCAAAUAUGGAAGGUGGGGAACCAUUCGAUCAUUUAAAAGAUCAGAAGGGGGUGAAGUGGUCUGGUGGGAAGGAGGCAAUGGUGGUCACAACGCUCUUGGAUUUGCAGAAGGGACGAUUGAUCUUAUUGCACGUAUCGCAGACCUUUAG